Messenger RNA from Adineta steineri, 1245 nucleotides. The record is from the annotation of a GenBank genome assembly. NCBI's taxonomy places the organism in Eukaryota, Metazoa, Rotifera, Eurotatoria, Adinetida, Adinetidae.
AUGUCAGUGGAUAAUAGUAAAACGAGGCGUGCACGAUCAGCAUUUGCUCCAUCACCAAAAUCUAAUUUUGGUCCAAAAGCUACACUUAAAAAGAUACAAAAUAACGAACAACUUAUUGUUAUUCAAGAUCCAUCUACCCAACGAUUACAUUGGAUAUCUCCUCCAAACAAUAUUCUUAUUAUACGUAAACCAGGACCACAAACAUUGCCAGAAUUUCGACAAUUAGUCCUAAAACUUCUUAAACGUCGUCUAAAUGUUUAUGUUGAAAUGCCUGAACAUAUGCAUCUCCCAUUUGCUAAUGAUGCUGAACUAAAAGAACAUGCUGAACGUUGUCUGGCUUUUGAUCAUGAAAAUGAUAUGACAAAAAUUGAUUUAAUCAUUUGUUUGGGUGGUGAUGGUACACUUUUACAUGCAUCAAGUAUGUUUCAAAAAAGUUGUCCACCUGUUUUAUCAUUUUCAAUGGGUUCACUUGGAUUUUUAACUCCAUUCGAUUUUAAAUAUCAUGAAAAAAUUAUAAAUGAAGUUAUAUCUGGAAAUGUUGCUGUUUUAUUACGUACACGUUUAAAAUGCUCAAUUGUUAAAGAAGGUUCAAGAAAAAAAUCUUCAUCAGAAGCAUCAUUUCAUUCUGUUUCAUCGGAUGAUUUAACAAAUGAUGACAAGCAAAAACAAUCAAAUAAAGAUGAAAAAAUAUCUCAUUUAGCAUUAAAUGAAGUUGUGAUUGAUCGUGGACCAAAUUCAUAUUUAUCAAAUCUUGAUUUAUAUAUUAAUGAUCGAUUUAUUACAAAAGUGCAAGGUGACGGUUUGAUUGUUUCAACACCUACUGGUUCUACAGCUUAUGCAAUGGCUGCUGGUUCUUCUAUGGUUCAUCCAAAUGUACCUGCGAUGGUUAUAUGUCCUAUCUGCCCACAUUCCUUAUCAUUUCGACCAAUUGUUGUUCCUGCCGGUAUUGAACUGAAAGUAAAAGUUUCUGAAGAUACUCGUCUUACUGCAUGGCUUUCUGUUGAUGGACGAAAUCGACAUGAAUUACAACAACAAGACAGUGUACGAAUAACAACAAGUGUUUAUCCAAUACCAUCAAUUUGUCGGUUUGAUCAAUUAGGUGAUUGGUUUGAAUCCUUAGCCGAUAUACUUCAUUGGAAUUUACGUAAAACACAAUUAAAUCUUGGUACUGAUCAUUCAAUUUCAAAUGAUGAACAAGUUGAUACAGAUGAAAAAAAAGAUCCUUUAACUACAGAAACAUCAUAA